Molecule: messenger RNA, 369 nt
Organism: Prorocentrum cordatum
Lineage: Eukaryota; Dinophyceae; Prorocentrales; Prorocentraceae
Source: the annotation of a GenBank genome assembly
GAUCCGGACCACAACAAGCGUGCCGGCGCUGAGGCGCAGAUCAAGCAGGCCGAGCAGGCGAGUGUGGAGCAGUACUUUGUGGAGCUCGCGAAGGAGCUGGCGAACAAUCAGAAGCCGGUCAUCGCCAGGCAGCUUUCGGGCCUGCUGCUGAAGAACGGCCUAGCCGCCAAGGACCCCGCGAGGGACCGGGACCUGAAGAACAGGUGGAAGCAGUUGUCUGCUCAGAGCCGGAACCUGGUGAAGGAGGCAACGACGUCCGCGCUGAUCACACCAGAGCUGGACGUCGGCAAGGCGUCGGCCCAGGUGCUGGCGAAGAUAGGCGGCAUAGAGAUCCCACGGCGUGGGAUGGCCUGGUCCCGCUCCUGCUGA